Mesorhabditis belari is the source of this 426-nucleotide messenger RNA. Lineage: Eukaryota; Metazoa; Nematoda; Chromadorea; Rhabditida; Rhabditidae. The record is from the annotation of a GenBank genome assembly.
AUGGGGUCAACACUAUGGACCUCAAUAAGUUACAAGAGGAGCUCAAUCAGAGAAGGGAACAUGUCGAGGAUUUGUUCAAUUUCGAGGGAUCUAUUUGAGGUGGGUCGAGGUACCUAUGGACAUGUGUAUAAAGCAACACCCAAAUCCCCAGCUUCUAUGAAAAUGUACCCAAAUAAAGAAUAUGAUCUGAAGUUGAUCGAAGGGAAUCAACAAUUCACAAUGAGCGCUUGCAGAGAGAUCGCUUUGUUAAGAGAACUCAAACACCCAAAUCUCAUCCGAUUGCAACGGGUUUUUUUAACAAAAGAGCGCAAAGUUUGGCUUCUCUUGGACUAUGCCGAACACGAUUUAUGGCACAUUAUAAAACAUCAUAGAGGCUUGGGCCAGGGACGUGGCGAUGGAGUUGGGAGGAUGGAAUCGACCUGCAGG